CAGUGCAGCCUAACUUCCGCAUAGGUGUAUGUGUGCUAUAGGUUCCGGCAGAUGCGGGGCUGGUGUGUGCCGGGUACCGGAAGAGAGUGGUUCCGGGCUGCAGACAGCGCUGACAGCUCCCCGUUUUAGCUGCCUGCGAUCGGGCAUGGUGUGGGUAUCAUGCUGUGCUGCCUGUGUGAUCUCCUGCAGCUGCUGGCUGCUCUGGCCGCUGUCCUGCUGCUCGUGGUUGCAGUUAUAGCCCAUGUGACAGCCAGGAAAAUGCCAAAUCUGCAUCGCCACGAGGCCGAGAAGUUCUUUAUUGCCAGUAAUGGAGAAAAGAAACCUUUCCCAAGUAUUCAUGACCGUCCCGAAAAAGACCUCUCUGUGGUUGUCCCCGCAUACAACGAAGAAGAGCGGUUGCCGGUUAUGAUGGACGAGGCAUUGGGAUUUCUUGAGAAAAGACAGAGGCAACGUCCGUCCUUUAAGUAUGAGGUCAUCGUUGUGGAUGAUGGGAGUUCUGAUAAAACAUCACAGGUCGCCUUGAACUAUUCCAAGAAAUAUGGAAGCGAUAAAGUUCGGGUGCUGACAUUGGUGAAAAAUCGAGGCAAAGGUGGAGCUGUCCGGAUGGGUGUUCUUGUAUCGAGGGGGAAGACUAUAUUAAUGGCUGACGCAGAUGGAGCUACGAAGUUUGCAGAUCUAGAACACGUGGAAGCUGGACUGGACAGCCUGAAACCCUGGCCCGACAACCUGGCGAUAUCCUGUGGAUCCCGAGCUCACCUGGAGAAGGAGUCCAUAGCAAAGCGUUCCCUGUUCAGAACCAUUCUCAUGUAUGGGUUCCACACCCUCGUCUGGUUCUUGUGUGUUCGGGGGGUUAAAGACACCCAGUGUGGGUUCAAGCUGUUUACAAGAGAAGCCGCUGCUCGCACAUUCACAGCUCUCCAUGUCGAUCGCUGGGCGUUUGAUGUGGAACUACUAUAUAUAGCCCAAUGCUUAAAGAUCCCAGUUGCAGAAAUUGCAGUAAAUUGGACAGAGAUUGAAGGAUCUAAACUGGUGCCUUUCUGGAGUUGGUUGCAGAUGGGACGAGACCUUCUUUUUAUACGGCUGCGCUAUCUCACUGGUGCCUGGAAAUUGGAUACAACUAGAAAGUUGGAUUAAGAUUCUAUAUUGAUCUAAGGAAACAUGGAGUCCGGAAGCAGCAGUCCUUGUUGGAUGAUCUUGGCGUGGGAGGUCCAGUGUUAAUAUGGGUCUACAUUUUACGGUGUAUUGAAACAACUCUGUGUUUCAUCAUCUCUGGUGGUAGUGUUGUCCGAUGGCAGGACUUUAUUACAGCAGGGGUCAAAUCUAUGUGAAUAGGUGCAUCCUACUGUUCAGUGACCAGUCCGUUCUCUACAAACAGCAAAAGAGACAGCAAAUGUCUAGAAAUGGUUGGCUUUCUUCUUUUUUUUUUUUUUUUUUUU
This is a messenger RNA of Bufo gargarizans (Asiatic toad), 1436 nucleotides long. It is a transcript of the gene ALG5, whose product is annotated as ALG5 dolichyl-phosphate beta-glucosyltransferase. The transcript has 10 exons. The coding region runs from base 160 to 1134 and encodes 324 amino acids. The record is from RefSeq and is a predicted model, not a curated record. Gene Ontology annotation, cellular component: endoplasmic reticulum membrane. NCBI's taxonomy places the organism in Eukaryota, Metazoa, Chordata, Amphibia, Anura, Bufonidae.